GCAUCGCUCUACUCCGGUGGACAAAUGGUGCGCACUCAAUGCGGCUCGUCGCUCAUCACGCUUCCAAUAUGGCGGUGAAUCUCACAGACCUCUCCCUUCCUCAGUUAGAAGGUUUAAAAGGCCAACUGGACCAGGAGGUUGAGUUCUUGACGUCUUCCAUAAGUCAGCUGAAAAUUGCCCAGAACAAGUUUGUUGAAGCAAAAGAAAGCUUGAAUGUCCUGAGCCCAAACAAUAAAGGAAAAGAGUUGCUUGUGCCUCUCACCAGUUCUAUGUAUGUCCCCGGGACGUUAAAUGACGUGGAACAUGUCUUAGUGGAUGUGGGCACCGGAUAUUAUGUUGAAAAGAACGUGGAGGAUUCAAAGGCUUUCUUCAAGCGUAAAAUAGACUUCCUCACGAAGCAGAUAGAGAAAAUUCAGCCAGCUCUUCAAGAGAAACACGCUAUGAAACAAGCGGUCAUUGAGGUAAUGAACCUGAAGAUACAGCAAUUACAACAGAGCCAGCAGGCGUCACCGAUGGUCGGAAGCACCAAGGCCUAAUGACAACCAAACUGCUUGAGCUAUUCGGGAUUAGAAACCAUUUUAAGUUUGUGUUCACAAGAUAAUAUCAAAUACCCAAAUGCUGUUUCAGUUGUAGGUGCACUGUUAUAAGGAGGUUCCCUCGUGUAAUUGUAUGAAUUUUAUUUAAUCAUGUUCCGGUGCCGAGUUCAUUGCCUAAUUAAACAUAAUUAAUUCUGGAUUCAAAAA
Molecule: messenger RNA, 743 nt
Organism: Fundulus heteroclitus (mummichog)
Lineage: Eukaryota; Metazoa; Chordata; Actinopteri; Cyprinodontiformes; Fundulidae
Gene: pfdn5
Product: prefoldin 5
Exons: 6
Coding region: 39-536 (165 amino acids)
Biological process (GO): protein folding; regulation of DNA-templated transcription
Cellular component (GO): cytoplasm; prefoldin complex
Source: RefSeq, a predicted model, not a curated record